AUGGAACAAGCUGUGGCGAUACCAGAGAUCUUAGAGUGUGUCUUCAACUAUGUUGAAACAGACUAUCUGGCGUUGUGGGCAGCUCUGCAGGUCAACAAGCUGUGGUUUGAUUGUGCAACAGAUUCCUUAUGGAAGCGUGCCUCCAUCAUCGACCUCGCUGAUGUUCCUAAGGAUCGUCAACAGAUAUAUGCAGCCAAGAUAGAGGACGCCAAGAUUAGCCGGUCGGAAGAGGAUCUUCACAGGGCUUUUAAAGAUCUAAGCUUUGAUAAACUGGUGGUCGUGGAGAUAGACUCUAAUUGGGAGAAGGAAGUGCCUCUCCAACAGUAUUUCCGGCCAAGACUCGAAACCCUGUGCUUCAACUGUGGAGUAUUGACGGGAGAGACAUUGUCACAUAUACAAGCUACAUGCUGGCAUCUGAAGGACAUCUCUAUUUCAUGUCCUGGCCCUCAGGUAACCUCUGAAAUGAUGGUCGACUUCAUCUCAGGAUGCAACUCGCUUGAGUCCGUCAGCUUGAGCUCUGAAACCAGCCAUCUGACCUCAAACCAACUCCUUCACCAUUUCGCCAGCCGCCCAAACCUGACAAAACUGUCAUUUGAUAGGUCUUUUGAACCCGCACUCAUCUCAGAGAUCGCAGAGGCCACUUCUGGCCAUCCCUUUCCCGCUCUUCGUUCGCUUAGCAUCACAAGACCUCUGCCAUCCGCGUCUGGGGUGCUGCUUGCCGGGCUGCUCCCACAAAUCCAAAUCAUCGAUUUGAGCUUCAAAGAUAGUGAUAAUGACGUUCUUGGCUCCACCGCAUCAAUCCGGGACUUGCGCCAUAUGAAUUUCUUAUUCUAUAAUGAGCCGACAUUUUCUGCAGGACAGCUGUUGUCGCUCAAAUCACAUCGCAAUUUGGAGUCACUCAAUCUCAGGCCAGAUGGCGGUAAAAUGUUUGCCCCUGAAUUCACCGACGCUGAGUUUAGACAGCUCGCAUCCCAAUUACCGAACCUCAGAAAUCUGUGGUUCGAGGUCGAGUGCGACUUGACCACUACCUCGCUGGCAUUCUUGUCAAACCAAUGCCGGGCGAUCGAGCAGAUUGACCUACCACAACAGUUCAACUGGGACGAGUUCUUGUCUCUGGCGGAUCCUAACUCUGCCCUUUUUCCAAAAUUGACAAAGCUGAUACUCGGCGGAAUGACAUCUAAUGACCGAACGUGA
Messenger RNA from Clonostachys rhizophaga, 1194 nucleotides. Lineage: Eukaryota; Fungi; Ascomycota; Sordariomycetes; Hypocreales; Bionectriaceae. The record is from the annotation of a GenBank genome assembly.